UCAAGGCCAGUGUGUCCAUUGGUGUCAGGGAUUCUGCUUGGAAUCUGCUCCAAGUGGGGAGAAGACCUCACAAAUGGUUUGGAUGAUUCUAGUAGAUUGCCAAUAGAAAUCCAUUGGCAUCAUGCAAUCCCAUUUGUGAUCGGUGAUUCUCCCACUCCUACUUUUCUGGAAGAAAGUAGUAAAGAGGUCUGGAUACUGGAAGGUCUGCUUGACUCCAUCCGUGACGUCACGAAUGUGCAGUUCAGCAGUGUAGGGGUAGAGAGUAGCAGAGAUGUCAGGGAUGCUUUCAUGUUUAUGAUUGGUCACGACGCGUCGGUCGUCUACACUGCCCUCUACCUGCCUCUGUACCUAAUUUGAACUGCUCGUCCAUGAUUAUACCGACGAAGCUUGCGGCAUUUAUACAUUUGUAUGUUCGUCAAUGUUGUGUAUCAUGCAUGCAUGCAGCAUCUGUACAAAACCUGAACGAAAGUAAAUAAAUUUAUCAAGCAUACAUGCAUCAUUUUUAAAAUAUGAAUUGAAAGAACAAGAAAAGCUCAUCAAAUAUAUUUGUAUUAAGUACUACAUGUUUAAAAACGUAUAAUUAAUUGUACUCAACCGUGGAGAUAGCUGCAACAAUGUUUGCACGUUUUACAAAUAUACGAAAUCUAUUGAAUGUCAACAAUAGCAGUGCAGUUGCAGGUGUACUAAAUGUAAAUAGGCAUUCGGACGUUAUAUCUAAACUUUAUACCACAGAGGAAACUGAAAAAAGCAAAAUUUUAUUUCGUGAAAAAGAGAAAAAGCCAACUAAAACAAUCAGUAAGGCUAUGAAAUUGUAUUUGGAGAGAUCCAAAGAAUAUAAUACAUUUAUGGAAAGGGAGACAUUAAAGUAUGAACUUGGAAAGCGACAUUUAGCUAAUAUGAUGGGUGAAGAUCCAGAAUCUUUUAAUGAAUUAAAGAUUCAAAGAGCUAUAAGGUAUCUGUUUCCUUCUGGGAUUUAUGAUAAGAAUGCACGUCCGAUGAUGACUCAUCCACUAAAAAUAUUUGGACAUAAGCCAGAAGCAGCAUUUGAUGGUACUGGUAGACCAAAUCAUUUCCUAUUCUAUACCUGCAAACCUAACUAUUAUGAAAUAUUAUAUAACGUUGCAGAGUCCAUAAAACAGUUAAAUGAAAAGGAAGAUGCAAUGAUUAUAGAAGGAAGGUUACUUUCUCCUGAAAAUAAGUUAGAUGUAUUGGGAUCUACUUGGUUAUCAAAAGAUGGACUGGAAAGCAAGUUAUUAGAAAUAAUUAGUGACAAUGAUUACGAUUAUUUGAUUAAAUCUUUGGAAGCAUUGGUACAGCAUCCCUUAUCUGCUGAUAAAACUGAAUUCAUUAUGAAAUACAGAAAAUUAUUGCAAAGUUUUAGUAGCGAUAUGAAGAUACCAAAGCUCCGAUAUGAUAGUAAUGAUAGGCCUUUUGUCGUAGCUAACCCAUGUAAAAGAAAAUCUGCAAUAGGAAAAGUUAAAGUGACUGGCGGAGGAACUGGAAUUAUUACCAUCAACGGAAAGGAUAUUUCCUUCUUUGAGACUGUGCAGUACCGUGAACAGUGCCAUUGAUAUGGAAUUUGAAGACAAUGCGCACAGUUCUCUAAUA
Molecule: messenger RNA, 1608 nt
Organism: Megalopta genalis
Lineage: Eukaryota; Metazoa; Arthropoda; Insecta; Hymenoptera; Halictidae
Gene: mRpS9
Product: mitochondrial ribosomal protein S9
Source: RefSeq, a predicted model, not a curated record